CAUCUUCUUCCUCCUCUUGAUCAUCUCCUUCCUAUAUAAUUCCUAAACCCAAAAACUUUUUCUGUCAAGAAGAGAGCAGAAAAUUAAACCAAAGCGAUCCCAAUUACCACAUCAAUCCUUAAUCUUCCAUAAGCCCGCCAUGUACGUCCAAACCGAACCCCAUCUUGGCAUUGGCAGUGACGGCGAUGACGUCCACUACGCCGAGCUCGAGAAGCAGAUCAUCAUGCUAAUGGCAGACGAUGGUGAGGACGACGGGGCCGCCAUCGAGACCAAAAUCAAUUCCUCCAGACGAUUAGGCUUUCCGAGCAAUAUAAGAUACGAGGCUGCUUCUAACUUGGGUCAAUGGGAAAAUCAUGAUUCCAGGUCGGUCCCAGGUUGGCUUUUGAAUUUGUGGAGCAGUGGCAACGUUGGUGGGACUGGUGUGUUCAUUCCUCAGUUGGUUCAGAAGAGAAGAAGACACAGCUUCGGAAGCACGAACAACUGCAGGAAAUUAAUGUACAAGCAAGUGGAGCAGAAGAUGCACAAGUGAUAGUUCAGAAACCAUUUUUCAUGACGUCUGAUAUACAAUAUGAAUUUUUUUUUGUAAAUGUUUAUUUCC
This is a messenger RNA of Rhodamnia argentea, 598 nucleotides long. RefSeq lists its product as uncharacterized. NCBI's taxonomy places the organism in Eukaryota, Viridiplantae, Streptophyta, Magnoliopsida, Myrtales, Myrtaceae. The transcript is spliced from 2 exons. The coding region runs from base 140 to 529 and encodes 129 amino acids. The record is from RefSeq and is a predicted model, not a curated record.